Molecule: messenger RNA, 1839 nt
Organism: Triticum dicoccoides
Lineage: Eukaryota; Viridiplantae; Streptophyta; Magnoliopsida; Poales; Poaceae
Product: protein WHAT'S THIS FACTOR 1 homolog, chloroplastic-like
Exons: 1
Coding region: 30-1559 (509 amino acids)
Molecular function (GO): RNA binding
Source: RefSeq, a predicted model, not a curated record
GCCGCGGCGAGCUCACCCGAGCCGCAAAAAUGGAGGCCAAGCUGCUGCUCCUCUCCUUCCCCUCCCCGCCGGCCGCCCCCCACCACCCGCCGCCCCCCAAAUCCCUAUUCCUCGGCGCCUCCCUCCCGCUCCACCCGCUGGCCGCCGCCCCGCCGCCGCUGCGCACCCGGCCCCGGCUGGCCGUCGUGGCGCAGGCGGCCGCCGUGAAGCGCCGAAAGGAGGUGCCUUUCGACAACGUGAUCCAGCGGGACAAGAAGCUGAAGCUGGUCCUCAAGCUGCGCAACAUCCUCGUCUCCCACCCGGACCGCGUCAUGAGCCUGCGGGACCUCGGCCGCUUCCGCCGCGACCUCGGGCUCACCCGCAAGCGCCGCCUCAUCGCGCUCCUCAAGCGCUUCCCGGGCGUCUUCGAGAUCGUGGAGGAGGGCGUCUACUCGCUGCGGUUCCGCCUCACCCCCGCCGCCGAGCGCCUCUACCUCGACGAGCUCUACCUCCGCAACGAGUCCGAGGGCCUCGCCGUCGCCAAGCUCCGCAAGCUGCUCAUGAUGUCGCUCGACCGCAGCAUCCUCAUCGAGCGGAUCGCGCACCUCAAGAACGACCUCGGCCUGCCCUCCAACUUCCACGACAGCAUCUGCCUCAGGUACCCGCAGUACUUCCGCGUCGUCAGGAUGGACAGAGGCCCCGCGCUGGAGCUCACGGAAUGGGACCCCGACCUGGCCGUGUCGGCCGCCGAGAUGGCGGAGGAGGAGAAUCGGGCCAGGGAGGCCGAGGAGAGGAAUCUUAUCAUCGACCGGCCGCUCAGGUUCAACCGCGUGAAGCUGCCCAAGGGCCUGAAGGUGUCGAGGGGAGAGGCGCGGAGGAUUGAGAAAUUCAGGGAAAUGCCGUACAUUUCGCCGUACGCCGACUUCUCGCACCUGCCGUCGGGGUCCCCUGAGAAGGAGAAGCAUGCCUGUGGGGUGGUUCAUGAAAUUCUAAGCCUGACACUUGAGAAGCGCACCCUGGUUGACCACCUGACACACUUCCGGGAGGAGUUCCGGUUCUCGCAGUCUCUGCGGGGAAUGCUCAUCCGGCACCCUGACAUGUUCUAUGUGUCACUCAAGGGAGAUAGGGACUCGGUGUUCCUCCGUGAGGCGUACAAGAACUCGCAGCUGAUCGAGAAGAGCCAUCUGGUGUUGCUUAAGGAGAAGAUGAGGGCUCUUGUUGCAGUUCCACGCUUCCCUCGGCGUGGUGGGCCUAGGACUGGUGAAGAGACAGAGGGGCCCAAUGGCGCUGCGCAAGGGUAUAAUGAAGGAAGUGACAUGGAAGAUGAUGAAGACGAUGAUUUUUCGGACAUGGAAGAUUUGAUUGGGGAACUUGGUGGCAAAUCUGACAACAGCGGCUACCGCUGGGGUGAUGGCUGGGUUGGCGAGAGUGAUGGCUCGCCACCGGACUUCGGAGAUGGUGAUGACUCAGGUCCACAAGAAAUCGAGGUACCUAAGUCAAAGAGUAAUACAACCAAUGAUGCCGACGACGACUCGUCUGUUCCUUUAUUUCCUGACGGCAGACAACGGGAACGGUGGUAAACUGAGCUAUUUUGAGAUUUAGCUGAUAGAAAUCUUAAUCUGUAUUGUUAGUUUUAUCAUCUUAUCUGAUUGCAAAGCCUUCUAUGUCUUUUGAUGUGCCCUGCUGGGUUGUUGGCUAGUGUUACGUAUCAGCAAGCACGUGAGUAGCUUACAGUAUCAUAUUGUGAACAACCUGCAUGGUAACACUAAAACUGUCUUCAGCACAGUUGUGCGCACAUUCACAAUAGACAUAUAUGUAAAACUAUAUAUGACAUGAAUGAAAGAUAGUCAUGGCUGCAAA